Molecule: messenger RNA, 1956 nt
Organism: Tigriopus californicus
Lineage: Eukaryota; Metazoa; Arthropoda; Copepoda; Harpacticoida; Harpacticidae
Product: beta-1,3-galactosyltransferase 5-like
Exons: 3
Coding region: 315-1520 (401 amino acids)
Cellular component (GO): membrane
Molecular function (GO): hexosyltransferase activity
Source: RefSeq, a predicted model, not a curated record
CGCCGAACGGCCGUGAUGCGUUCGUUGAUGUGCAGGUACAUGUGGAGCUUCACAUACUGUACGGACGAAAUACUACCUCUGGCUACACACGCUCACAUACAAACGACAGAAGAAAAUCCGGAUUUUAAAAGACACUCCAGUACUCAGGUCUUUCCUAUCAUAGUAACUUCUGGGAUGGAUCGGUCGGUGCCUUGAAAAACACUGACUAACCAAGAGCUGAAAUCGGUGGCAAGUCAAAAAAAAACCCGGUGAAAAUUGAAGAAUGUGAAUAGGGUGGAUGGUUAGGUCGAAGGCCCAUAGUCCCGAAGGCUAAUAUGAAGUUAAUAUGGGUUUCUAUCAGAAUUCUGGGUGCUUCGGUCUUCUUAUGCUCCCUCAUCGGGUUCUAUCACAUUGGAAAGUUGAUGUCCAGGUCGAAUACAGCCUUAUCUAAACGGAGCAUACAAACCACACCGUCCCACCAACAGAACACCUUCCCUAAGACCAUUGGAUCCCUUAUUCAAGAUGUCCCUAAAAGCUCGUUACCCAACGAAAUAUGGGACCAAGACUUACAUGCCACGAACACGAAGCAAGUGGACGAGGACGAGGAUGUCAGAAUUAACGGCGAGUUCAGUGCUUUGGACCCAACCGAGAAGGAACCAACUAUGACAUCUCGAGGGAAACAACAUGACGCAAGAGCGCCUUUGGUUCGCGACAUCUUUCAACAUUCGUGGAAGGUCUCAGGAGCGGAUAUUUGCCAAAAGAAGCCCAAGGUCGACAUUCUCGUGGUUGUUAUAAGUUCUCCAUCACAUAUUCUGCAACGGAAUUCCAUUCGUGAGAGUUGGGGAGAACAAGUCAAGGAGCGCAAGAGAAUGGCCUUGCUCUUCAUUCUAGGCAGAUCUCCCGAUCUUGACCAGCAUGUGAUUAACGAGUCAAUUCAAUACGAAGACAUUGUUUUGACCAACCAUGAAGAUACGUACGAAAACUUGUCCCUUAAAAUACUGGCUGCUCUUCAAUGGUAUCAAGACUUCUGCCCACAGGCCAAGUACCUUGUCAAAGUGGAUGAUGAUGUAUUCAUGCAAAUUCCUCGUCUACACACACUCUUAGCGGGGAUGAACCGUUCCAAACUCAACCAUGGCAAGAAACUGAUCUUGGGAAAUGUGGCCAGCGGCUGGGCUCCUUCACACGAGAUCAAUUCCAAGUAUUACAUCUCACCCAAGGAAUUCAACAAGACUGUCUUCCCGGCAUUUGUAACCGGACCUAGCUAUGUGAUCUCCACGCCUGCAAUUCCCGAAUUGUUGGCAUUAGCCUGGGACCAUCCCUAUAUUCCUUUGGAAGAUGUCUUCAUCACGGGCAUUUUGGCCGAGAUGGCCAAUGUCCCCCGUAGACUUGUGAUGGAGUUCCGAAAUAAUGCUGCUCGCAUCCCGGCAAAAUUUUUGGGAUGCACUCUUCUUCGCACUAUCUCCAUUCAUCAGGUGACCCCUUUUGAACAGAAAGAAAUGACAAUCUUGGCUCGGAACCCACAAUGUGGUCCACCGAAAUGAGCUCUGAUUGCGGUCAAUGCAAGAUUCUUUUCUUUCCAAUUGGUGAGCUAUUAUUCAUACUCCGUUGAUCUUUUGCUCGAAGAGAGGCCCAAAGCUUUCGUCAAGUUCGUCGUGGACUUGCGGUCCUUUCAGGCAUGUCAAUGACACGAUUCACUUCUAUUAUUAUGCAACGAUGGGACUGAAUGUACCCUGAAGAGCGAUGCCAAUAAGCAAGACUGGUCAUAGAAAUGUAUAUAAUUUAUUUUUCCAGAAUAAUUUGCCGGUGACAGGUUCAGAGAAAUAUAUUAGGAAAAAAUAAGUUGGAAAGAGUUGCUUGGGGUUUGGGUAACCUUAUAAUCUUCUCCAGCUUAGCUUUCUAACCAAAGGAAUAACUUUCUCAAAGUUCUUCGUUAGCAUGAUUGGAAAGGUAUUCUCGUGGGAUAUCAAAGUAUACGAA